AUGGCCGACUACGACGAAUACGACUACGAUGGCUACGUUGAGGAAGACGACACCAGUAUCACCCCCGAGGACUGCUGGACUGUAAUCUCUUCAUUCUUUGAGUCCAAGGGCCUGGUUUCCCAGCAAGUCGACUCUUUCGACGAGUUCACCUCUUCCACCGUUCAGGAACUCAUUGACGAGUACUCCCAAAUCACCCUAGACCAACCGAACCCCAUGUCCGACAGUGACAAGGUCAUCGCGCUCCGCCGAUAUGAAGUCAAGUUCGGCACCGUCAUGGUCUCCCGGCCCUCCAUUACCGAAGCUGAUGGAAAAGUCACAACGCUACUUCCCUACGAGUGUCGCGAUCGAAACCUCACCUAUGCGAGUCCCUUGUACGUUAAGAUCACCAAGAAGGUCUCAAUUGCGGUAGAGAAGCCUAUUCCGUUGAAUGAGCUCGACGAGGAGCAGCAGGACGAGCUUGCCAACACUGGCGAACACCCUACCAAGCUUGAGUGGGAAGAGGAAGAAAGCGGCGAGGAUUACGGUGCCGACAAGAAUAAGUCGGAUGACAUGAAGGAUAUGAUCUUCAUUGGAAGAAUGCCGAUCAUGGUUAAGUCCAAGAUUUGCCAUCUGAGCAGCGAACAGGAGGAUGACCUGUUCAUGCUGAACGAGUGUCCGUACGACCAGGGAGGCUACUUCAUCAUCAACGGCAGUGAGAAGGUGCUCAUCGCCCAGGAGCGCUCGGCCGCCAACAUUGUCCAGGUCUUCAAGAAGGCCCAGCCGAGUCCUUAUUCCUACACGGCCGAGAUUCGCAGUGCCCUCGAGAAAGGCUCCCGGUUGAUUUCCAGCAUGAUGCUAAAGCUUUACAGCAAGGGUGAUGCAGCAAAGGGCGGUUACGGUCAGACAAUCCACUGCAGUCUGCCCUAUGUUAAGGCUGACCUGCCGAUUGCCAUCGUUUUUCGAGCGUUGGGCGUGGUGUCCGACGAGGACAUCCUCAAUCAUAUUUGUUACGACCGAAAUGAUAGCCAGAUGCUCGAGAUGCUGCGACCAUGCAUCGAGGAGGCUUUCUGCAUUCAGGACAGGGAGGUUGCUCUCGACUUUAUCGGCAAGCGAGGCAGCAAUCACAACAUUCCGAGAGAGAAGCGCGUGAGAACUGCCAAGGACAUUCUUCAAAAAGAAACCCUGCCGCAUAUCUCACAGAGCGAAGGUAGCGAGACGCGGAAGGCAUUCUUCCUGGGUUAUAUGGUCCACAAGCUGCUCCAGUGCGCGCUGGGCCGACGCGAUACCGACGAUCGAGAUCACUUUGGCAAGAAGCGUCUCGACCUUGCCGGUCCCCUUCUCGCUAAACUCUUCCGCAACAUCGUUCGUCGUAUGAAUCAGGAGCUGUCUGGCCAUCUCAAGCGCUGUGUUGAGUCAAACCGGCAGUUCAGUCUGACCCUUGGUGUCAAGCCGCAGACCCUCUCCAACGGCCUGAAGUACUCCCUGGCCACCGGCAACUGGGGCGAUCAGAAGAAGGCCAUGAGUUCAACGGCCGGUGUAUCUCAGGUGUUGAAUCGGUACACUUUCGCGUCCACCUUGUCCCAUCUUAGACGUACGAACACCCCUAUCGGUCGUGAUGGCAAGCUGGCGAAGCCUCGGCAGCUACACAACACCCAUUGGGGCUUGGUGUGCCCGGCAGAAACCCCCGAGGGUCAAGCCUGUGGUCUCGUCAAGAACCUGUCGCUCAUGUGUUACGUCAGUGUGGGCACGCCCGCCGAACCUAUCAUUGACUACAUGAUUCAAAGAGGCAUGGAAGUGCUCGAAGAGUACGAGCCGCUAAGAUAUCCUAACGCCACCAAGGUGUUUCUCAAUGGUGUCUGGGUCGGCGUUCAUCAGGACCCGAGAAUCUUGGUACCCGACGUCCAGGGUACCCGUCGACGAAACGUUAUCUCUCAUGAGGUGUCUCUUGUUCGUGAUAUUCGAGACCGUGAGUUCAAGAUCUUCUCUGAUGCCGGCAGAGUCAUGAGGCCCGUCUUUGUCGUGGAGCAAGGCGCAAAUGGCAUAGUGCCCCAGGGCUCGCUUGUGCUGCAAAAGGCGACGGUCAACGAGAUGCGCGACCAGCAAGAGAACCCGCCGGACAACCCGGCCGACAAGAUUACAUGGGAAUCACUUGCUCACAGUGGAGUCAUCGAGUACCUCGACGCAGAAGAGGAGGAGACGGCCAUGAUUUGCAUGACGCCCGAGGACCUGGAGAUCUACAGGCUGCAAAAGCAAGGUCAAGUGGUCGAAGACAACACGGACGGCCCCAACAGUCGUUUAAAGACCAAGAUCAAUCCCACAACGCACAUGUAUACCCAUUGCGAAAUCCACCCCAGUAUGCUGCUUGGAAUCUGCGCCAGUAUCAUUCCCUUCCCCGAUCACAACCAGUCUCCUCGUAAUACUUACCAGUCUGCCAUGGGAAAGCAAGCCAUGGGCUUUUUCCUGACGAACUACUCACGCAGAAUGGACACCAUGGCCAACAUUCUCUACUACCCUCAAAAACCGCUUGCUACCACCCGAUCCAUGGAGUUCUUAAAAUUCAGAGAGCUGCCAGCCGGCCAGAAUGCCAUCGUCGCCAUUGCCUGUUACUCGGGCUACAACCAGGAAGAUUCCGUGAUUAUGAAUCAGAGCAGCAUCGACCGUGGCCUCUUCCGAAGUUUAUUUUUCCGAUCCUACACGGACUGCGAAAAGCGUGUGGGAAUCAACCUGGUUGAGCAGUUUGAGAAGCCUUUCAGAAGUGACACGUUGCGUCUGAAACACGGCACAUACGACAAGCUGGACGACGAUGGUAUCGUAGCCCCUGGCGUCCGUGUCUCGGGAGAAGACAUCAUUAUCGGAAAGACGUCACCCAUCAGCCCGGACAACGCGGAACUCGGUCAGCGGACGACCCAACACGUCAAGCGUGAUGCAUCUACUCCUCUCAGAAGUACCGAGAACGGUAUCGUGGACCAGGUCAUUGUCACGACCAACCAAGACGGGCUCCGUUACGUCAAGGUCCGGGUCAGGACGACAAAGAUUCCACAGAUCGGUGACAAGUUUGCGUCGCGUCACGGUCAAAAGGGCACCAUUGGUGUCACCUAUCGUCAGGAAGACAUGCCCUUCACCGCCGAAGGCAUCACACCAGAUAUCAUCAUCAACCCUCACGCCAUUCCGUCUCGUAUGACCAUUGCUCACUUGAUCGAGUGUUUGCUCAGCAAAGUCUCGACUUUGAAGGGCAUGGAGGGCGAUGCCACUCCUUUCACGGAUGUGACAGUCGACUCAGUCUCACAGCUCCUCCGGGAUCAGGGCUAUCAGUCGAGAGGCUUUGAGAUCAUGUAUAAUGGCCAUACUGGCCGCAAGCUGCGAGCCCAAGUCUUCUUUGGACCGACAUACUACCAACGCCUGCGUCAUAUGGUCGACGACAAGAUUCACGCUCGUGCUCGUGGCCCCGUGCAGAUCAUGACUAGACAGCCAGUCGAGGGUCGUGCCCGUGACGGUGGUCUGCGUUUUGGAGAGAUGGAGCGUGACUGCAUGAUUGCUCACGGCGCUGCAUCGUUCCUCAAGGAGAGACUAUUUGAGGUCUCGGAUGCAUUCCGAGUGCACGUUUGCGAGAUUUGCGGCUUGAUGACGCCCAUCGCAAACCUUUCGAAGCAGUCAUUUGAGUGCCGACCAUGCAAAAACAAGACGAAGAUAGCGCAGAUUCACAUUCCGUAUGCGGCGAAACUCCUCUUCCAGGAACUGCAGUCGAUGAACAUCGCAGCUCGCAUGUUCACCAACAGAUCCGGAGUGUCCAUCAGGUAA
Molecule: messenger RNA, 3777 nt
Organism: Colletotrichum higginsianum IMI 349063
Lineage: Eukaryota; Fungi; Ascomycota; Sordariomycetes; Glomerellales; Glomerellaceae
Product: DNA-directed RNA polymerase II subunit RPB2
Exons: 3
Coding region: 1-3777 (1258 amino acids)
Biological process (GO): DNA-templated transcription
Cellular component (GO): RNA polymerase II, core complex
Molecular function (GO): DNA binding; DNA-directed RNA polymerase activity; ribonucleoside binding
Source: RefSeq, a predicted model, not a curated record